This is a messenger RNA of Sesamum indicum (sesame), 777 nucleotides long. RefSeq names its product elicitor-responsive protein 3. The record is from RefSeq and is a predicted model, not a curated record. NCBI's taxonomy places the organism in Eukaryota, Viridiplantae, Streptophyta, Magnoliopsida, Lamiales, Pedaliaceae.
UUCAUUCCAUCAGACACAACAGAUCAGUCGAUAACAACUGAGAGAGAGAGCGGGGUGGUGUUAGAACUCUUGUCAAUUUUCCUGUCUCUUUCUCAAACUUCUCAGCAGUUUCGUUUUCGAUCCGAGGAUGUCUCAGGGAACCCUCGAAGUCCUUCUUGUCAGCGCCAAAGGCCUCGAUGACACCGAUUUCUUAUCCAGCACGGAUCCUUAUGCCAUUCUCACUUGCCGAACUCAGGAGAAAAAAAGCAGUGUUGCAUCAGGUGCGGGAUCUUCCCCCGAGUGGAACGAGACAUUCUUGUUCACCGUCUCCGGUGGCGUUACUGAGCUGAAAAUCAAAAUCUUGGAUAAAGAUACUUUCACGGACGAUGACUUUCUUGGUGAAGCAACGAUUCCGCUAGAGGCGGUGUUUGCUGCAGAAAGCGUGCCACCAACGUCGUACAGUGUCGUCAAGGAUCAAGAAUACCGCGGGGAGAUUAGAGUCGGCCUCAAGUUCACUCAUCAGGAAAGCAGAGACAGGGAAUUUUUCGUGGAGGAGUUUGGAGGAUGGAAAGAAUCAUCUUUGGAAUAAAUAAUAAUGUUGUGCCAUUCGGAGAUGUGUUGUGUUUAAGCACUCAUGUUGUUGCUACUACUCCCUUUUUCUUUUUCUUUUAAUCGUUUCUCAAACUUUAGAUUUGGACACCAUCAUGUUUGGAAAGGACAUGCAGUUGAGUACUACAUGUCUGAUUUCUGACACAUUUCAAAGAUCUACAUCAAGAUUAAUCAUGGUGUUUGAGUUUG